Salvia miltiorrhiza (redroot sage) is the source of this 1724-nucleotide messenger RNA. RefSeq names its product G2/mitotic-specific cyclin-2-like. Gene Ontology annotation, biological process: regulation of cyclin-dependent protein serine/threonine kinase activity; mitotic cell cycle phase transition. Lineage: Eukaryota; Viridiplantae; Streptophyta; Magnoliopsida; Lamiales; Lamiaceae. Gene Ontology annotation, molecular function: cyclin-dependent protein serine/threonine kinase regulator activity. The transcript has 8 exons. The coding region runs from base 72 to 1538 and encodes 488 amino acids. The record is from RefSeq and is a predicted model, not a curated record. Gene Ontology annotation, cellular component: cyclin-dependent protein kinase holoenzyme complex; nucleus; cytoplasm.
UAACGCCGUUGGAUCCACUUUCCAUCGGACGGACGCAAAUUGAAAGACAAAUUAGACCGUUGGGGGAUUGUAUGGGCGUCUGCUUUAGCUUAAAAGAGGCGUCAUUUUCGCCCAUUUUCAAAAUUCCCUGUUCGCUUCGCGGUGCCCCCUUGAGAGAGAUUGCGCAUAGGAGGAGGAAGAAGAGUAUUAGGGUUUCAUAUUUCUCAAGAAUGGCGUCAAGACAAGUGGUUCAACAGCAGAACAGAGGAGUGGAGGCGGUUCCUGGUGCUAACAAGCAGAAAAACAUGGUGGUGGAGAGGAAGAACCGCCGCGCGCUCGGUGAUAUAGGAAAUAUGGUAACUAUUCGUGGCGUCGACGGCAAGCCACUUCCUCAGGUUUCUCGACCUGUUACGAGGAGUUUCUGUGCCCAGCUACUGGCUAAUGCACAGGCUGCCGCUGUUGAGAAUAACAAGUGCAUGGCAGUGAAUGCCAAUGUGGUGGAUGGAGCUCAGCCAGCCAAGAAAGCUGUGGUGCCUAAGCCGGCUCACAAGAAGGCCGUGGUGCCUAAGCCGAAACCAGAGGAGAUCAUAGUAAUUAGUCCUGAUCCUGAAGAGGUUGUUGGGGAGAAGCCUAAGUCUGGAGAAAGGUCAUUGAAAAAGAGGGCUCCAACUCUUACUUCAACUCUCUCUGCUAGAAGCAAGGCUGCUUGUGGGCUGAGUAAUAGACCAAAGGAGCAGAAAUUGGACAUUGAUGCUGCAGAUGCCAACAAUCAUUUAGCAGUUGUGGAAUAUAUUGAUGAAAUUUACCAAUACUACAAAUCAGCUGAGCACGAGGGUAGAGCUCGCGACUACAUGGAUUCACAACCUGAGAUCAAUGCAAAGAUGAGGGCAAUCCUGGUUGAUUGGUUGGUGCAAGUCCACAACAAGUUUGAGCUCUCUCAAGAGACCCUCUACCUCACCAUCAACCUCGUGGAUCGGUAUCUUGCAUCGAAGAACACUCAGAGAAAGGAGCUGCAGUUGGUGGGGUUGGGGGCAAUGCUGAUAGCCUCCAAAUAUGAGGAGAUUUGGGCUCCUGAGGUGAGCGAGUUGGUUUUCAUCUCAGACAGCAGUUACUCCUCUGCACAAAUCUUGGCUAUGGAGAAGAAGAUCCUUGGGCAACUCGAGUGGAGCUUGACGGUCCCCACUCCCUACGUGUUCCUGGUCAGAUUUAUCAAGGCAUCCAUGACUGAUGAUGCGAAGGUGGAGAACAUGGUGUAUCUAUUGGCUGAGCUUGCAAUGAUGAACUACACCUCUGCAAUAAGGUGCAGCCCCUCCAUGAUUGCUGCCUCAGCAGUCUACGCGGCACGCUGCACCUUGAACAAGGCCCCUGCUUGGAACGAGACGCUUAGGCAGCACACGGGGUUCUCGGAAGAGCAGCUGAUGGAUUGUGCUAAGCUGCUGGUGACAUACCAUUCGACGUUGGGGGAGGGGAAUCUGCGGGGUGUCUACAAAAAAUACCAUAGCUCAGAGAGGGAGGCUGUUGCUCUUCUGCCACCAGCAAAAUCUCUUUUGUUGGCCUAAUGUUUUUCUGAAAUACAGCAGGAGUUGAUGCACCUUUGUCACUAGGAAAUUAAUGUCUUAUUUUGUAGAAUUCUUAUUGUUAGAUUAAUUCUUUGUGCGCAAGUCAAGAACAUGACAGAUUGUUGAAAUGAGCAAAACUAAAUAUCGUAAUGACAGGAAAAAAAUGGGAUAUUUUCUUUACAAUGA